AUGUCAGGAUCUCCGCGGCCAAGUCCUACGCUGGUUAUUAGCGAACUUCCUUCCAAAACCCUGGUGGGUAUUGACCUCUUUUCCUUUACAUCAACGCCCAAUUUCUAUGGAGUGAAAGAUCUGCCUGAAGGGUCCCACUUUUUAUAUACCGGCGCAACAGAGAGCUUUUCGCUUAGAUGUGGUGAAUGGCUUGUUGUUCGUAACAAUGGUGAUAUUGGCAAUCCACGGCAGCUAAGCCAUGAAAUUGACAUCGGCAUUAGGCUCAGAAAAUGGGACAAAGCGGUUGAGAAUAUUGUGCCUCUAGACGAGAAUAAUGAUUUGGGAAGACAAGAAGCUAUGAAAAUAAGAGCUAAUCUGGGGGUAAUCUGGGCCUCUGGUGGCUUGCUUUCAUACCAGUCACAAUUAAAUAAGGAGCGAAACCAGAUCAGGGAUGAUGGAGAUGGACGAAGGUUUCAUAGCACCGAGCACAGUCCUUCCCGAAUAGAUUGGCAAGAGCUGUCAUGUUAUAUCACUCCGAUGGUGCUCAAUCGUAUCCUAGGAGAAGCGGAUUUCUCUAACCCCCACGUUGAAGAACGUUGGACGAUUUCCUCUGGAAGCUCCGCUGCAAAAGAUGCCGACCAUAUUCCCGGCCUGUCCAAAAUAGACACCGCCAAUACGAUAGGAAUUGCGAGUGAACACGGAAAAGAGUUGAUGUUUCUUCCUAUUGAUCUGAAGCGUACAUGGCGAGAGGGAGCUAUAGGGCGCGAACGUACAGAGGCGGCUCAAGACCGCUCGUGGGCACUUGGAGAUAUCAUUAGGCAUGUUAGCUCGAUAUCUCAAUUAUCUUACGCUGAUAAGGACACGACAGGGGAAGAGCAGCUACUUGGUGAACUACAGUUUACUUUUCUGAUGGUUCUUACUCUCAUGAAUUUCUCCUGUAUGGAACAGUGGAAGCGACUGCUCAGCCUGGUAUUGACGUGCAGAAGUGCGAUAACGGAGCGAGAACCGUUUUUCGUCGAAGUCUUACAGCUUUUAAGGCUCCAGAUGAGGCAUUUUGAUGAUGUUGAAGGCGGGUUGUUUGAGAUGGACGGUGAUGAUAGUGGAAUUCUACUCAGGAAACUUCUUACCACUUUCAAACAGUCUGUAAAAGAUAUACAAAGCGGUUAUGGGACAAAGGUUAAGGAAGAGCUUGCUUGUAUGGAGGCUUGGGUAAACUCUCAAUACGGAUGGGAACUAUCGAGGGACUCCAUUGUGCGUCGUGGCUUAGUGGAGCUAGAAGAUGGAGAACAAAUUGAAAUGGAGCUGAAUGGGGCGGAGGCGGAAGAUGAGACGGGUGAAUAUGCUCCUGUUAUUGUUGAACUUGAAGAAGGCUCCGAAGAGUCCUCAAAACCUGACAUGGACAUGCAGAUGUGA
Ophidiomyces ophidiicola is the source of this 1392-nucleotide messenger RNA. RefSeq lists its product as uncharacterized. Lineage: Eukaryota; Fungi; Ascomycota; Eurotiomycetes; Onygenales; Onygenaceae. Bases 1 to 1392 code for a protein of 463 amino acids. The record is from RefSeq and is a predicted model, not a curated record. Gene Ontology annotation, biological process: spliceosomal tri-snRNP complex assembly. The transcript has a single exon.